Molecule: messenger RNA, 1715 nt
Organism: Vespula vulgaris
Lineage: Eukaryota; Metazoa; Arthropoda; Insecta; Hymenoptera; Vespidae
Product: ankyrin repeat and MYND domain-containing protein 2
Exons: 3
Coding region: 3-1226 (407 amino acids)
Molecular function (GO): protein binding
Source: RefSeq, a predicted model, not a curated record
AGAUGGCGCCCUCCAAGGAAGGUCUAACAGAUUUGCAGAAGGAAAUUUUUGAUAAAAUCAAUAAGAAUGAAGUGUCGGAGAUUAAAACGCUUUUGUCAAUGAAUAAAAUAAAGGUCGAUUUUGUUGACGAAAAUGGUAUGAGUCCACUUCAGCAUGCUUGUUACAAAGGAAAUAAGGAAAUUGUACAGAUGCUUCUCGAUCAGGGUGCUGACGUUAAUGCUGGUCAACAUGAGCAUGCUUACACGGCGUUACACUUUGCUGCCCUUAGUGGAAAUGCAGAUUUGUGUCAUCUUUUAAUGUCUCAUGGUGCUCGUUUAACAGCUACGAACAGCGUGGGACGUACGCCAGCUCAAAUGGCAGCAUUCGUUGGUAAUCAUAAUUGUGUGGCUACGAUCAACAAUUUUAUUCCAAAGGCAGAUAUAGAUUAUUUUGUGAAAGCGCAAGGUCUUCAAACCGAACCAAUGCUUCCUCCACAUUUAGCAGAUUCUUUCCAUAAGUUUAUAAUGCAAGUAAAUGUACAUCCUGUUCGCGUAGCUAUGAAUUUGCAGAGAUCUCCUGGUCUUUUAGAAAAUGCAUACAAAAUCCAAAAAGUAUUAGAGGCUUUACGUCAUAGAGAGAUGACUAGAGGAGCGGAAACAAACGAGGUUAUGGCUUUUAAGUAUCAUUAUCUUAGCUGUGUGGUAGCAGAGAUAAUAAAAUGUCAAAAACGACAAGAAGCUAUGAAAGGGGAGAAGAAUGAUAAAGAUAAAAUAAACGAAGAAGGGGAGGAGAAAAAAUCAGACGUAGUUGAGAUAUUGAUUAGAAAGUUUUUGAAAUGCAGUAAAAGCGAUGGAGUACCAGAGUAUCAAGAAGCAUUUUUGAGAGAAUCCGUAAGGGAAUUUCCAUUUAGAGAGAGUACAAUUUUUCGUCAAAUGGUAGCGACACUUGCUGGAACUGAUCCACCAUCUGCUGUAUCAGUUGUAUCGGCAGCAAUUAAUGGACAAAGAGGAUUCAAUGAUAACGCAUUGGUAUGUGUUACUUGUGGAGAAGAGAAAGCAAGUAAGAAGUGCAGUAAAUGUAAAGCUGUACAGUACUGCGAUAGAGAAUGUCAAAGAUUACAUUGGUCUAUGCAUAAGAAAGCAUGUGCCAGAUUAGGUCAAAGCCCAAGCCAAAAUACAAAAACCUCAGAUGUAGAUAAAGAGCAAAUAAGUAACGUAAAUUCGAAGUCGCAAAAUUUACCUAACUAAAAAUAUGCAUUGUUAAGAAAGAGAUACUAUAUAUUAUGAUUUUAAAGUGAUAUAUAUAUUAUAUAUAUAUAUAUAUUCUUGUCCAAUAAUUUUGUUUACAAAUGUACAUAGUUCCUCGUGCGUGCGUGUAAAUUUAAGCGUAUCCUACAUUUUUUUUAUUUAAACACGUUUCCAUAAGAUUAUAAACAUUUAUUCGCAUACAUGAGAUGAACUACGCUUAAAGAAAAAAAAAGAAAGAAGAAAAGAAACCACAAAUACGAAUCUUAACAAUGAACUGCUUUGUAUCAUAUAAACGUUUCAUUUCAAUCUUUUAUGACUGCGUUAUAUUCCCUUAUCGUUCUAAAUUUUGGACUUGACAGCGUUGCACGAUGUGAACGAACCAUUGUUUUAUUUUGCAUUUUUUCUUUUUUCUUUUUUCUUUUUUUUCUUUUUUUAAUAUUAAGACAUUACGAUCGAAAGACACGAAUAAAGCACGGUGAAAAACGUAAA